GCAUGGGGCCCCACACCUCGUUCUCUGACUGCUGCCCGGGGAAUCGAGCACUGCGCAAGCAUCCCGUGUAGUUCCCGCCAAAGGAGAGUUCUCGCGAUGUCAUCGUUUAUGUAGAUUUGGGCCUCCCGCUGUGGUCGCUUGCUGAAACUUGGUCGGGUGCUUCGCAGGGAAAUGUCUCAUCUGGCCUGUUUCGGGCUUGCACCAGAACCACUUGGGCUCAGGCCUUCGCCGCGCAUCUGGGUACACCAGCCGACGCCGCCCGUCGAAAGCCGUCCGAAUCUGCGCGCGUGUACCAUGAAACUGAUUUUCUUGGUCCUCGUGCUGUCGGCAGGCAUGCCCGUUCGAGCCGGGGACACCGACAUGUCCAUGGACGAGAUCCUCGAGGAGCUCGCGUCGCUGCGCGACCGGUCUCAGCAGCUCGAGGCCUUGGUGGUCGGGAGGCGCCUGACGGAGGUCGACCUCGUAAUCGAAGCCAGCUGGCACAAGAGGUCUUGCCUGUGGGUGGAGAGCGUGCAGUCUGGGUGGUAUCGAAGACUGGGUGGCCUGCAAAAUGGGAGACGGCUGGUCGAUAGCGCUGGACGCGGUGCUACUUAAUUGGGUCGCCCUGGUAAUCUCGAUUCUCGGGUACAUCGCUUUGAACAGCGUUGGCAACUUCUUCGAGUUGACGUGGAGGUACGGGCCGACUUGGAAAAUCUUGCUGAGUUCGGUGUUCACGGCCAAUUUGUUUUUCUUUUACCCAGUGAGUGGCCAUCCAGUUGUGUGGACGUACAGCAUCGUCGCGUGUAAUUACGUUGUCUCGGAUUUCGUGGGGUCGCUGAACGCUGUCCGGGUAAAGCACAAAGAGUGGGCUCAGAAACGCAAGAGUGACAUCGUGUGUGCGACGGAGCGUUCGGCAUUUGAGGUUGAUUUGCCAUCGCGGGGGAGUCAUUGUGACUACUGCGUCCACAGCAGGUACAGGGAGCUCUCCUACAAUUUCUCGAACGUACUUGUGUAUUUCUUUGUGCAGAUGUCCCUUUUCCUUCUGCUCACCUUCCACUUGUUGGGUUUGAGAGAGCAAUACAUCGAGACGUGGGAGGCAAUUCAGCUAAACGCGGAUCUGUCCUUUUGGUGUGUUUGUGUCGCUGCAUCCCUGGUCGCAGGAGAUGCUUCGCUCGGAAGUCAGUACGCCCCGUUCUUUUGGGAAGAUGUGUACGAAGUGGCUGAUACGACUGCAUUCAAUGGGAAACUUAGUCACCACUGGUUCUCUUGCAUGGGAAUGACAUUCAAAAUGGAAUGGAGGCUACGCAGGUACAUGUCAUUCAUCGUCAACGGCCUCAUGCGCUCUGUGAUCCUUGCUACGAUUCCCAUUCUCAUUGCCAUACGCGAACCGCUUGAUGCGAUCAAGGACAUCAUGUGUGUCUUCUUCAUCGUAACGUUGGACGACCUUCCUGAUGCGAAGUCUUUGAUUGACGAGCUUUCUAUUACAUACAUGCAUGCUUUCCCGGAUGAUACGCCGUUCAAACAAACGCAGGCAAUGCCCAACAAUUCAACGACGGAGGAUGCGGAGGGAGAGAGCGCUCGGCUUGUGCCAGCUCAAGAGUGACACGACGGUCAGAUGCCGCUUGUCACUGGAGGUUCUAGACGAUGCUUUUCGCACGUAAUGUUCUUGCGAACUAGCUCAGUGGCCCCUGGUCUCAAAGCCAUGCAGACUUGCAAUCGUCGUCGAUCUUUGCUAACCGUCCUCGCAGCGGUAGGCUCUGAGGGAGUCCGCACUCGCUUGUGGACAGGGUCCUCACUGCAUCUGGCUUAACGUUGGCCUGCUGCCCAAGGGGGCUCUGCCGAUUUGAAGCUUCUGGUUAUCGUUCUCACUGGCGUGUGGUAACGUUUCAACCCUUGCCCCGUUACCAUCGGACUCGUUGCCUCAUCAAGGAAAGCCUAUAGUACGUGCGGCUGCCAGAGAGCCUCCUCGCCGCCAUGAUCGGAUCAGGCUCGGACAUCUAUUCUAGACAAGGGGGUUGGAAGAGGGAGCGCUCUGAACCACUCACGCCCUGAAGGGCUGGUGGGGUUAGGACGAUAUUUAGCAGGCUGGCGAUGAGAUUUCGAUCGAGCGUCCGACCCGGACCGAGGGAACUGCCAGGUGCCCAUGCUAGGCAACGUAGCCAGUAGCGCCCCCAGAGGCGGCUCACCUCUUCUCGAUGCGUGUCCCGAGCAUCCGCGUCACGGGGUCAGCCCUGACAGCAUUGAUGCAGUGAUCAGCUGGAGCCCACCGUAAACGCGACAAAAGAGCCACCCGGGGUGCAGAGAAACCGCCACGUCGCCAA
Prorocentrum cordatum is the source of this 2300-nucleotide messenger RNA. The record is from the annotation of a GenBank genome assembly. NCBI's taxonomy places the organism in Eukaryota, Dinophyceae, Prorocentrales, Prorocentraceae.